CGCCCCGCCCGCCGGCCCCGGGCCCCGCGCCGCGGCCGCAGCCCCGCCGCCGCCGCCGCCGCCGCCCCCGCCGCCGGGGACAUGUCUAACCCUGGGGGCCGGAGGAACGGGCCCGUCAAGCUGCGCCUGACAGUACUCUGUGCAAAAAACUUGGUGAAAAAGGAUUUUUUCCGACUUCCUGAUCCAUUUGCUAAGGUGGUGGUUGAUGGAUCUGGGCAAUGCCAUUCUACAGAUACUGUGAAGAAUACACUUGAUCCAAAGUGGAAUCAGCAUUAUGACCUGUAUAUUGGAAAGUCUGAUUCAGUUACGAUCAGUGUAUGGAAUCACAAGAAGAUCCAUAAAAAACAAGGUGCUGGAUUUCUUGGUUGUGUUCGACUUCUUUCCAAUGCCAUCAACCGCCUCAAAGACACUGGUUAUCAGAGGUUGGAUCUAUGCAAACUUGGGCCAAAUGACAACGAUACGGUUAGAGGACAGAUAGUAGUAAGCCUUCAGUCCAGAGACCGGAUAGGCACAGGAGGACAAGUUGUGGACUGCAGUCGUUUAUUUGAUAAUGAUUUACCAGAUGGCUGGGAAGAAAGGCGAACUGCCUCUGGAAGAAUCCAGUAUCUAAACCACAUAACAAGAACUACACAGUGGGAACGCCCAACACGACCAGCAUCUGAAUAUUCUAGUCCCGGCAGACCUCUUAGCUGCUUUGUUGAUGAGAACACUCCAAUUAGUGGAACAAAUGGUGCAACGUGUGGACAGUCUUCGGAUCCCAGACUGGCCGAGAGGAGAGUCCGGUCACAACGACAUAGAAAUUACAUGAGCAGGACACAUUUACAUACUCCUCCAGACCUACCAGAAGGCUAUGAGCAGAGGACAACACAGCAAGGUCAGGUGUAUUUCUUACAUACUCAGACCGGUGUGAGCACGUGGCAUGAUCCAAGAGUGCCUAGGGAUCUUAGCAACAUCAAUUGUGAAGAGCUUGGUCCAUUGCCUCCUGGAUGGGAGAUCCGUAAUACUGCAACAGGCAGAGUUUAUUUCGUUGACCAUAACAACAGAACAACACAAUUUACAGAUCCUCGGCUCUCUGCUAACUUGCAUUUAGUUUUAAAUCGGCAGAACCAGUUGAAAGACCAACAGCAACAGCAGGUGGUAUCGUUAUGUCCCGAUGAUGCAGAGUGUCUGACAGUCCCACGGUACAAGCGAGACCUGGUUCAGAAGUUAAAAAUUUUGCGGCAAGAACUUUCCCAACAACAGCCUCAGGCUGGUCAUUGCCGCAUUGAGGUUUCCAGGGAAGAGAUUUUUGAGGAAUCAUAUCGGCAGGUCAUGAAAAUGAGACCAAAAGAUCUGUGGAAGCGAUUAAUGAUAAAAUUUCGUGGAGAAGAAGGCCUUGACUAUGGAGGGGUUGCCAGGGAGUGGUUAUAUCUGUUGUCACAUGAAAUGUUGAAUCCUUACUAUGGCCUCUUCCAGUACUCAAGAGAUGAUAUCUAUACAUUGCAGAUCAAUCCUGAUUCUGCAGUCAAUCCGGAACAUUUAUCCUAUUUCCACUUUGUUGGACGAAUAAUGGGAAUGGCCGUGUUUCAUGGACAUUACAUUGAUGGUGGCUUCACAUUGCCUUUUUAUAAACAGUUGCUCGGGAAGUCCAUUACUUUGGAUGACAUGGAGUUAGUUGAUCCAGAUCUUCACAACAGUUUGGUGUGGAUUCUUGAGAAUGAUAUUACAGGUGUUUUGGACCAUACCUUCUGUGUCGAACAUAAUGCAUAUGGUGAAAUUAUUCAGCAUGAACUUAAACCAAAUGGCAAGAGUAUCUCUGUUACUGAAGAAAAUAAAAAAGAAUAUGUCAGGCUCUACGUGAACUGGAGAUUUUUACGAGGCAUUGAGGCACAGUUCCUGGCUCUGCAGAAAGGAUUUAAUGAAGUAAUUCCACAGCAUCUGCUGAAGACAUUCGAUGAGAAGGAGUUAGAGCUCAUUAUUUGUGGACUUGGAAAGAUAGAUGUUAAUGACUGGAAGGUAAACACCCGGUUAAAACACUGCACGCCAGACAGCAAUGUCGUCAAGUGGUUCUGGAAAGCUGUGGAGUUCUUUGAUGAAGAGCGAAGAGCACGGUUACUUCAGUUUGUGACAGGAUCAUCUAGAGUGCCUCUGCAGGGCUUCAAGGCUUUACAAGGUGCUGCUGGCCCACGACUCUUCACCAUACACCAGAUCGAUGCCUGCACCAACAACCUGCCAAAGGCCCACACGUGCUUCAAUCGAAUAGACAUUCCGCCCUAUGAAAGCUAUGAAAAGUUAUACGAAAAGCUGCUAACGGCCAUCGAAGAGACAUGUGGGUUUGCUGUGGAAUGAUGAACUUCACGGAUUUACCCCGGACUCUAUUUAUACCCUGACCGACAGCCUCCUUUCAGCAAAGUUGCCCGGAAUGCUGAAAUACAGGAAAAUGCCCCACCCCCCCUAAAAAAAAAAAAAAUGUUUAGGACACUGUGAGGGGAAAGGACAAUUUUGAAAUUCCUUUUCAAGGAAAAAAGAGGUCUUUAUGCUUUGCCAUGAGGCCACACUCAGCUGCUAUUUAAAAUUAAUAUCUUGAACCUAAAGAAUGCUGACUUUUCCUACAUUUCCAGAGUUAGGCAGUAUUCUACACUUAAAGACUACUACUAUUUUUAUAAAAAGGUAAUCUAUUCAGAUCGCUCCACAGAUUUCAAGUCUCUCAAACAUCAAGACAACUCCAGCAGUCGGUACACAUCACAUUUCAUUUGGAUCGAAUACAUGAUUUUGAACAGUUCCUGUACUUGCUCUUUGUAAAAAGAAAUAAAAUUAUUUUGAACGAUU
Messenger RNA from Acinonyx jubatus (cheetah), 2808 nucleotides. It is a transcript of the gene SMURF2, whose product is annotated as SMAD specific E3 ubiquitin protein ligase 2. The transcript is spliced from 19 exons. The record is from RefSeq and is a predicted model, not a curated record. The coding region runs from base 82 to 2328 and encodes 748 amino acids. Gene Ontology annotation, molecular function: ubiquitin protein ligase activity; protein binding. Gene Ontology annotation, biological process: negative regulation of BMP signaling pathway; ubiquitin-dependent protein catabolic process. Lineage: Eukaryota; Metazoa; Chordata; Mammalia; Carnivora; Felidae.